Molecule: messenger RNA, 1620 nt
Organism: Pectinophora gossypiella (pink bollworm)
Lineage: Eukaryota; Metazoa; Arthropoda; Insecta; Lepidoptera; Gelechiidae
Product: protein krasavietz-like
Exons: 2
Coding region: 204-1463 (419 amino acids)
Cellular component (GO): membrane; cytoplasm
Molecular function (GO): protein binding
Source: RefSeq, a predicted model, not a curated record
AUAAGUUAAUCUGAAGGUAUUUCAUUGAAAUACUGUUUAACGUGUUUGAUUGUUUAUGAAGUGAAGUCAUUACUAAAAGAUACAUACAAUUUCGAUAGUGGGGUACUUGCAUUAUAAGGAGGCGAAUCCCUGCUUGAACACUCCGAGAGAACUCGCAAAAGGAGUAAAAGGCUUCUACAUACCUGUCACUACAAAUAUAUUGUAUGAGUCAGAAAGUAGAAAAGCCAGUGAUAGCGGGUCAACGGAUCAAGACCAGAAAAAGAGAUGAGAAAGAGAAGUAUGACCCGAACGGGUUCCGCGACGCGCUGGUGCAGGGCCUCGAGCGCGCGGGCGGCGACCUCGAAGCCGCGUACAAGUUCCUAGACGCGGCCGGCUCCAAACUCGACUACCGCCGCUAUGGGGAGGUCAUCUUCGACGUCCUCAUUGCCGGCGGGCUCCUCCUCCCUGGCGGCUCUGUCUCAACGGACGGGGAAACCCCUAACACCAACACCUGUAUCUUCGCCGCCACCGACGACAUGGACACCAUGCGCAACUUCGAACAGGUUUUUGUGAAACUGAUGCGUCGCUACAAAUACCUGGAGAAGAUGUUCGAGGAGGAAAUGAAGAAGGUGCUGGUGUAUCUGAAGGGUUUCGAGCCGCAACAGCGCAUAAAACUGGCUCGUAUGACUGCUCUGUGGAUCGGGAAUGGGUGUGUGCCGCCGUCGGUGCUGCUGGUUUUGGUCAACGAGCAUCUGCUGAAGGACAACUUGGCCCUGGAGUUUGUCUUAGAAGUAUUUGCUACCAUCAAGGCAGAGCGCGGCACCGCGUCUCUGGUCGCCGCGCUCAAGAAAGGACAACUCGAGGGCAGGCUGCUGGAGUUCCUGCCGCUGAACCGUCGCAGCGAGGAGGCUCUGGCCAAGUGGUUUGAUUCCCGCGGGUUGUCUGAGCUGCUGCGCCUGCACCGUGCGCAGGCAUCGCAGGAGGCUCGCCGCGAACUGACGCAGGCGCUGACAGACGAGCUGGCGAGAGAGACGCCGGUGCGCGACAUCAUCCAGGAGCUGCGCGAGUUGGCGCAGAAACACUCCAUCCCUGACUACGAAGUCGUCGCUAUCAUCUGGCAGUGUGUCAUGUCGCGCGGUGAGUGGAACAAGAAGGAGGAGUUGUUGGCGGAACAAGCGGCCAAGCACUUGCGUCAGUAUACACCACUGCUCGCGGCAUUCGCACAGUCUGCCAAGGCGGAGAUGGCCCUUCUGACCUCUGUGCAGGAGUACUGCUACGUAAACAUGAACUUCAUGCGCGCGUUCAGCAAGCUGGUGCUGAUGCUGUACAAGACGAACGUUCUCUCCGAGGAGGUGAUCCUCAAGUGGUACCGCGAGCCCAACUCCAGCAAGGGCAAGAUGAUGUUUCUCGAACAAAUGAAAAAGUUUGUCGAGUGGCUGCAGUCUGCUGAAGAGGAGUCUGAGAGCGGAGAAGACGAUGAUUAGAGAGUAAGAGCAGUGAGUGAGACUGACUACGCCAGCGCCGCCCGCUCCGCCAUACGGACCCAGCCGGCGCUCACCCGUAGCACUCCACAUACAUACCCACACGUGUACUUUAUUAAACUACCCUCAUAAUGCUUUUAUAAAUAAAUAAAUAAUUAAA